AUCACGUGGCACUGCGUUCCUAGUGUUCUACUCUCACUCACUCACGCUCUCUCAUUCACGACACUCCUUCUGAUCCACUCAUUCACGAUCAUCUCUCUUACGCUCGCGGCUAUCCUCCCGCUCGCCCACGCCGCUGCGCACCUGCCUCGCACGGGACUCGAUGCACGCCCCCAUGCUGCGACGAACGUCUGCGCCUGCAUCGGUGGCGUGAUUCGCGUCGACGGCACCGACUGCGGCACACUCGAACCCGAGUCGCUGUGCGCCUGUGUUAGCACGGUCGCGGACGCCGUCGCCAGUGUCUCCCUUGCCCCGAUCAAGGCCGCGUUGGCUGUCGGCGGCGCCGCGGCGGAGGCCGAGCUCGUUGCCUCACUGACGGCCAAGAUCCAGUCCUCUCCAAAAAAGAGGACCUGCGCGCAUCCGCCGCACUCCGUACCUGUCUGUUCCCACGAGGAUCUGUGCGGUUUCACAUGUCGAUCCGGCUUCGAGCUGUCGAAUGGCCUGUGCUUCCCGGUCGCCGCUAGUACAGGGGCCGAUGCCGCUGUGGAUGCUGUGGAUGCUGUGGCUGCUGUGGCUGCCUCUGUUGAUGCAUCGACUUCCGUCGCUGUUUCGGUCGCCGCGAAUGUCUGCGCGUGCGUUUCCGGUCCACUUUCGGUCAAGGGCAAGAGCUGUGGCUCCAUUGCUCCUGAGGACGAACUGUGUGCUUGUGUUGGCGCCCUCGCUGGCGUCGUCGCUAAAUCGGCUCUGGCACCCAUCAAAGUCGCGCUCUCUCUCGCUUCCGAGGCCGACGUCGUCGCGUCUCUUACCGCUAUGAUCUCUGCCACUGCUGAGGGCGAGAGGAAGAAGACGUGUUCGUUCCCGGCGCACGCCGUUUCGUCUUGCUCUCCCAAGAACAUCUGCGGGUUCUCCUGCCUAUCCGGUUUCAAACUCGCCAACGGCGUUUGUGUCGCUGUGGACGCUGACGUAGGUACUGCGGUUUCGCUCGCAGGUAACGUCUGCGGGUGCAUUUCUGGACCGGUCUCGGUGAGAGGAAACGACUGCGGGUCCAUCCCUCCUGCUCAAGAGCUCUGCACAUGCGUCAGCUCUCUCUCAGGCCUCGUUGCUGUAUCCACCCUCGCGCCUAUCCAAGCAGCACGCUCUUUCGCAGCCGAUGUCGAGAUCGUUGCUUCGCUCACCGCCAUGAUCGCAGCUGCCCAUGAAAGCGACCGACAGACCUGCACUUUCCCCGCACACGCAACUCCGUCGUGCUCGCGUGAAAACUUGUGCGGAUUCACCUGUCUCCCCGGGCACAAGCUUCAUGCCGGACUUUGCGUCGAUGGCGGGCUGCUUGGGCUCGGUUUCGGCCUUGGCUUCGGGAUCUCCCUUUGACGCGCAGAUUGUACGAUUCUUACACAACGCUCUGGACCUGA
Mycena citricolor is the source of this 1406-nucleotide messenger RNA. The record is from the annotation of a GenBank genome assembly. Lineage: Eukaryota; Fungi; Basidiomycota; Agaricomycetes; Agaricales; Mycenaceae.